AUGGAGAAUGAAGAAGGAGAAUCAUUUGAAGAGGAGAGAAAGUGUAUAAGAACCAAAGGGAAGAAGGCCAGGACGAAACCGAGGUUUGUAUUCCGCACAAGAAGCGAUGACAACAUCCUCGACGACGGCUACCGGUGGAGAAAGUACGGCCAGAAAUCUGUCAAGAACAGUUUGUACCCAAGGAGUUACUAUAGAUGCACACAAAAUACGUGUGAGGUGAAGAAGCAGGUGCAGAGGUUGACAGAGGACAAGGCCAUGGUGGAGACAACCUACGAAGGAAUCCAUAACCAUCCAUGCGAGAAGCUCAUGCAAACCCUAACUCCUCUCAUCAACCAAAUCCACUUCCUCUCCUCUCUUUCCAGUUCCUCUUAA
Messenger RNA from Tarenaya hassleriana, 372 nucleotides. Its product is annotated as probable WRKY transcription factor 43. The record is from RefSeq and is a predicted model, not a curated record. Gene Ontology annotation, biological process: regulation of DNA-templated transcription. Lineage: Eukaryota; Viridiplantae; Streptophyta; Magnoliopsida; Brassicales; Cleomaceae. Gene Ontology annotation, molecular function: DNA-binding transcription factor activity; sequence-specific DNA binding. The coding region runs from base 1 to 372 and encodes 123 amino acids. The transcript has 2 exons.